This is a messenger RNA of Cylicocyclus nassatus, 531 nucleotides long. The record is from the annotation of a GenBank genome assembly. NCBI's taxonomy places the organism in Eukaryota, Metazoa, Nematoda, Chromadorea, Rhabditida, Strongylidae.
AUGAGAUAUGUGUGUAAUGCGUUCGAUGAAUCCGGCCGAGUACUCAAACGUCCUCAUGUUAGUACGAAAGCCAACAAGGACAACUAUAUGUCCUUGGCAAUGUCGGGUAAUUACAAUGAAUUACUGAGUCUUUCUAUAGAUGUGUUGGAAGACAUCAAUGAUUCAUUGGAAAAAGCCGGGUUAAUCGAAACAAAGAAGAUUAGUCCUAUUGAAGCAUUGGCUUUGCUGAAGGAACAAGGAUACGAGACUGGGCAGAACUGCGCAGUCAUUUUGAUGCUGAAGGAUACCGCUGGAAUGGUUUUAUGUUUACCAAAUGGCUUGAUAAUGAUCAACGUUAUCAAGUACCAAGCACCGCAUAGUGAAACCAACGACUUAGCAUGCCCGCGUUUCUAUCGAAAAAAGAUCGAUAACUGGGAUCGACUGCCUAAAGAUGAGUUAAUUGAACUAAUCCAUCAAUCCAGCAAAGCGGUAACCCAAUGGGAAGCGUGGAUGAACAACUAUGAGCUUGAACAAAUACUGGAGACUCUGUGA